This is a messenger RNA of Kogia breviceps (pygmy sperm whale), 1136 nucleotides long. RefSeq names its product coiled-coil domain containing 198 (gene CCDC198). NCBI's taxonomy places the organism in Eukaryota, Metazoa, Chordata, Mammalia, Artiodactyla, Physeteridae. The record is from RefSeq and is a predicted model, not a curated record.
GUCUGAAAUGGCAAAGUAGGAGUUGAAGGGCAGUCUCCAUGGAAACCAGCCUCCCAGGAAGUGGCCAAAGUGUUAGUGUGUAGUGAAAUAAAGCUACACAGAUGUUAUGAAGGAAACGACUGCUUUAGAGCUGGGUUAACUUUGGAAAUCCCUUGAUUAAAACAAGCUGUAUUAAAGGCCCCAAACCACUUACCUCAUGGUUUUACACUGAGCGUCUUUAAUGUGAAAUGGGCCUGAGUCACUCUAAGGCUCACCCAAGGGUGACCAAGGUAGCACCUUUGCAAAACAAAGAGGAAGAGACUCCCUCAGCCGGCCCUGUGGAUUUUGUAUUCACUGAGAAUCCAGAAGAAAAGAGUUCAUAUUCAUUUGCAAGACUGCAGGAACGGAAUAAAGCUUUGGAAGGGCAGUUGCCACCUCUAAGAGAGACCUGGUAUGGAAGAUAUUCUGCAGGACCGAGGGCCAUGUAUUUUGACAUCCCACUGGAACAGGGAGAAACAAGUAUUAUUAAAAGGCAUCCACCCCGAAGACUUCAAAAGCUUGAACCCAUUGACCUGCCACAAGUAAUUACUUCUGAAAGGCUCCUGAGCCAGCAAGAAGUUGGGAGGACUCACAAAGCCAAGCAGGAACUGGAAAAGAAGACGCAAACUCUAAUGUAUCCUUCUGGGAAAAGACAAUAUUUACAUAAGAUGCAAAUGCUGGAAAUGAACCGUAAAAGACAAGAGGCCCAAGUGGAACUGAAGACAAGUCUUCACAAGGAGGCAAGAACUCAUAAGCAGAAACAGAGGGACCACAAAGUCAAGAAAAUCCUUCAAAGCAUCCCAAGAAAUGAUGACGGUGACUUUCUAACCUUGUUGCCUGAUGAAACCUUGAACGGAAGUCCAGAAAAUAUACAGAAUGCAGAAUUUCUGGAACAUCAAGCAAGUAAUGACUAUUGUCCCCAGAAAACUGGCAAAUUGGAAACAUGGCUCCGUGAACAAGAGGCUCGUGGACAGCUUCUCUGGGACAGUUCCAGCUCUGACUCAGAUGAGUUGGGGAAAGACGAGAAGAAACCACGAGCGUUGGUGAGGACCAGGACAGAGAGAAUUCCACUUUUUGAUGAGUUUUUUGAUCGAGAAAAAUAAUACUAUACACUAACC